GCCGCGGUGGCGCCCGGGGACCCUCCGGCCAUGCCGGUGCGGAGCGCCUCCUGCUGCUGCCCGCCGCCGCCCCCGCCGCCCCCGCCCGGCGCCUCCUCCGCCCGCCUCGAGCCGCCGCCCCCCAUCAACACCGCCCAGCCCGGCGUCACCACCAGCCGCCUCUACAGCGGCGCCAAGUUCCGCGGGCAGCAGCGCUCCAAGGGCAACGCCUACGAGGUCGAGGUGGUCGUCCAGCAUGUGGACAUGGAGAACUCCUACCUCUGCGGCUACUUGAAGAUUAAAGGCCUUACUGAGGAAUAUCCAACCCUCACGACUUUCUUCGAAGGGGAAAUAAUCAGUAAAAAGCACCCGUUUUUAACGCGGAAGUGGGACGCGGACGAAGACGUGGACCGAAAGCAUUGGGGGAAGUUCCCGGCCUUUUACCAGUAUGCAAAAACAUUUAACUCGGAUGACUUUGAUUAUGAGGACCUGAAGAACGAUGACUUCGUCUUCAUGAGGUGGAAGGAGCAGUUCCUGGUCCCCGAUCACACCAUCAAAGACAUCAGCGGGGCUUCCUUUGCCGGGUUUUAUUACAUCUGCUUCCAGAAAUCCGCGGCAUCUAUAGAGGGCUAUUAUUAUCACAGGAGUUCAGAAUGGUACCAAUCGCUGAACCUGACCCACGUCCCCGAGUACAGCGCGCCCAUCUACGAAUUCCGGUGACGGCGGUGAGGGCGAUCGCGAGAGAAGGCCAAGAGGGGGCCAGGGAGAGGGAGCGUCCUCUGCGAAGGCGACGGCCGCAUCCCUAUCGGAACCUGGGGCUCCGAGCUCUCUCCCUUGCCCAGAAAUCGGACUGCUGCGGGGAUGUGGAUGUUGGAGGCCGUGCGCGCUUUCCGGCCGCGGGGCGAACUCUGGAGAACUUUCGCCUGGUUUUGAAAAGCUCCCCCCCCCUUUUUUUUUCCUCAAUGCACUUUUUUUCCCCUGUACUUGCACAGCUAGUCCUGUCGAUCUCUGAGCGCGCUCCCCUCCCUCCCCUUGCGUUCGGGUGGGAGGAGUCCGCUGUCCAUCGCUGAAUUUCACUUUUGAACAAAGGAGGAUGCGUCGCUGAGGGACUUUUCAUCGGGCCCUUGUCCUGGCCGCUGGAAGAUCUGCCAGCUGUCCCAGCGAGCCCUCGCACGGCUCGAGGUUCCGGGCUCCGGGCUCUGCAGGGAAGUGACCGGCCGGAAAAGGAGGGCCCGGCGGAAAACCUGUUCCCCAUUAGCAGAGGCAGAGGGAGAGAUCUUCCGGGGACCCCGAGGCAGCUGCUGAAAGCCCAAGCUGCUGUCUUCGCUGUGCCGAAAGCGCUCCGUUGAAGCGGGGAAUUCUCCUCACGCGAAGUUGAGCUUAAAAGGAAGAACUUGGGAUUCAUCCAGAAAGAGAGAAGUCUCUCUCUCUCUCUUUUUUUUAACGGCCCGUUUUCCCGAUACCACCGCAAAGAGGCUACAGCAAGGGCAAAAUCGUCCCUCGUGAUGCUUUGCUGGGGCGGGGGCUAUUCAUGUCAGCGUCGAGGGGGUUAGCUCCGUGUAACGAUCCAGCAACGUUGGACUCCCCCCCCCCCAUUGCAUUUUGCAACGGGGUGCAAACCAACCGCUCGGCGUGCGGCUCCAGUCCUUCGCGCCGCGUUUAAAAAGCGAGAUCUGCCACACCUUCAUCCGACGAAGAACCUUCCACUACAAAAAUAAAAACUGCUCUACUAGGACGUUGGACAUUCAGUCACGUGAGCCUCGUGUGCCAAAUUUUGUGUGCGUUCAAGGAUUGGGGGAGGGGGGGUGUAAAAAAAGGUCACGUUUCUUAUGAUGCUCACUGGGGGCUUGUUCUUACUUUGGGCCAGCUUUCCUUUGAUCUUGUCUGUCGCAAGGGGGGGGGAGGACAACGGUGGCCCUUAUGGCUCAAGCCAAGUACAACGCUUUGUCUGGGACAAACCCAUCAUUGCAAAAAGAGUGCUCCCUGCCCCCCACAGAUUCCAAGGUAGGUUAAAGCAAGGCCAACGAGGGAAGAACCGGUGGCUGAGGAUUAUCGCUGCCGCCCACAUGGGGUCAUUACUCAGCAUGGUUGGGUGGUAGACACAGCAGCCCGGGGUUGGGGGCAGUGUAUGUGCUGCAGUUCUGAGGGAGCGCAGAAAACGCGCAGAAGGCAGGACUGGAUGCGAAUUCAGUUUCCUCGAGCUAGCUCGUAGAUGUCACGGUCCACGGAAAGCACGCGGGCGGAGCCUGUUAACAAUUCAGAAAAGUCCAAAAGAUGGCUGAAUAAGGGAGUAUCGGAGAGGGGGAGUGCUUUAUGACUUUUUUAAUUGCUCUGGGAUUAAUCGCAAAUGUUGGGAAAAGGUGCUCGAUUUGGACUGGUCGCAGAAUCUGUUUUUUCUUGCCGCUCGGCUUGAAUUGCAAAUGACCGGGGGCGGAAGGAGAGGAUCCAUGUGCGAUCGCGGCCCCAAACUUGGCGGCUGCCUCUGAUGUUUUUUUUUAAAUUUACUUGCAAGGUAAAAAAGCAAAGCCCGCCGCGAAUUGCCGCUUUCUUAUUCAACGUUGCACGGGGGAGGGGAAUGAAAUAUUCAGCGUCAGGGGGCUGAAUUGUCAGUGAGGGGAAACGUGGGGGUCUCAGAAGCUCCUCCAUUUCAAGUUGAGCGUUUGGAAUUAACCACGCCAGGGGCCCAAGAAUCACGCACAGAUCCGCCGAGAUAGUUUGAACGCUGCAAGUAGAGAAAGCCGAUAUUUCCCAGUCCCACCCUCGUUGCCUGCCAUUUCCCAGACCGUCAUAGGCGAUACAGCUCAAGUCGCAGAAGCGAAUCGCGGAUGAAUCGAACAUGAAGUCCGCUGCCUUCGGAGAAGACGGUUUGGAAGCCUGCAAGCCGUUGUAGUUACCGCGAUGCUGGGUGAGUGUUUUCCCAAACCCGGAGGAGAGAACACGCACGGCCACUUUGGGUCUACUUUGGUGAAUGAAAUGCUCGCGUGGCUCUCUUUAACACCGGAUGCCCUUUCCCCACUUUUCCUGUCUUGCCGAGUGAAAUCUGCCAGCGCAGCAGCCUGAAAAGCGGACACGCAAAUGCAGCUUUCUUUCCUGGCCUGUCCUCUUAAGACAUGAGUCACAGACCCCUUACAGAAGAAUUCGAGGAUAUUGGCGAGCUUAGAGGCCCUGAUUCGCUGUCACAGUAACAGAGGAAUGGCUGGCAAACUCCUCCUCGCUUAUGAGCAGUCUUGAUUUUUGGCUCGGCGUACCUGGAGUGGGGACGACUGGGCGGGGGCAGUUCUGUCCUUGGUGUGAAGCAGCAAUUACAGGAGGAAGCAAACUCUACUACAGUGAUGCUCGGGGUCCUAUAAAUCGGCUCCAGAGGCGUGCGGGCGUGUCUUCCUUUUACCUUACCCCUGGCGUACCAUACAAAGAGGGGGGUAAAGCAUGUACGGUCCAGCCAGCAAAGGAGCUUCGGUUUCUUGCCCUGGUCUGUUUUGUGGGGGCUUGAUGACCUUGCAGGGUACAAAGCCCCCUUUGUUAUAAAGACGGGCCAGGCUUCAGUGAAGGCAACAGCAAAGGGCUGGGAGGUUUAGGUUGUGUUUCCAGAAGGACAGUCCCUCCCCGCCCCCCAUGCAGGUGCGAGGCAAAACACUCCUGACGACUUUUUGUAAAGCAGGUGUGCGUUGGGGGCACUGCCUCCUACGGCUCUCUGGAUCUCAGCCAGGCCACAGAAGUGAGAAAUUAACUUCCGAAACCUUUAAAUGCAGUGGCGAAGCCCGGCUGGCUGACCCACCCUUCCAAAGCGUGUUGGGAAAGAAUCGCUGUGAAGACUGAAUUGUCCACAGCGGCUGACCCGACUCCUCCCUCUGUUUUCAGAAAACGCGUGGCCUCUCGCAAGCUGAAUUAGGCCGAUCUCGACCGUUUUUUUGGGUUUUUUUGGCAGCCCAAGGCUCCCACUUGCCGUAGGCUCAACGUUUGCGGAGUUCGUGGGGGUCGGGCUCUGAUUCGACGAUCCCACCUGAGGCCCUCCGGGCUUUAAAAAUAAACUGACGUGGCAGAGCAUCUGUUUAAACCGUAAAACUAAAAAGCGUUCCUUGUGUUUUUAAGGACGGGGGCUUCUUUUCUCCGCGGCCUGCUUUUUGGUGGCUUUUCUCUUCUCCCCCCUUCCCUUCCUCCUGUUAUAAAUUUUUUUACUAGAUGUCAGAAGGAAGAGCACGAUCCACGUCGGGCUCCCGGGGAGGGGGGGGCUUGUUGGAAGUCGGGUCUCGUUACAGACAGUGUUGCUUAACGAGGUCGGGGAUCGUUGGACUCAGAAGCGGGGGGGGGGGGAGUUUUUUUUAUAAAGCUUAACUUGUAAAUGAGAAUAUCCGAGAGUAUUUAUAGACAACGUGCAGAAAAGGUUCUGCGGGUUUUCCAGAGUUAUGAAUGUCCAAAUUAAAGGCAAAAAAUUCUUUAAGGAA
Heteronotia binoei (common prickly gecko) is the source of this 4421-nucleotide messenger RNA. It is a transcript of the gene GID4, whose product is annotated as GID complex subunit 4 homolog. Gene Ontology annotation, cellular component: GID complex; extrinsic component of membrane. The record is from RefSeq and is a predicted model, not a curated record. The transcript is spliced from 6 exons. Bases 31 to 699 code for a protein of 222 amino acids. Gene Ontology annotation, biological process: proteasome-mediated ubiquitin-dependent protein catabolic process; negative regulation of gluconeogenesis; protein catabolic process in the vacuole. Lineage: Eukaryota; Metazoa; Chordata; Lepidosauria; Squamata; Gekkonidae.